This is a messenger RNA of Episyrphus balteatus (marmalade hoverfly), 3996 nucleotides long. RefSeq lists its product as uncharacterized. Lineage: Eukaryota; Metazoa; Arthropoda; Insecta; Diptera; Syrphidae. Bases 422 to 3514 code for a protein of 1030 amino acids. Gene Ontology annotation, cellular component: cytoplasm; plasma membrane. The transcript is spliced from 8 exons. The record is from RefSeq and is a predicted model, not a curated record.
CAUGGCGGUGUGCAAUUAAUAAAAAAAAUUUUGUUAUAUUUUGUCUGUGCAAAGUAAUUUUUUGUGUUUGUUUCUCUCUGCUCAACAAAACAGUGCAAUAAUAAAGUUAAAUAAAUAUAAAUUGUUAAACAAAAAUAAAAAAGUAUAGUUAAAAUUUUUUUUUGAUUUAACUAUAAGUUUUUUACUGCUUCCAAAUCCUUUACAAAAGAACAAGUGCAUUUUUUUUUCUUUAGUCCAAUAUGACAUGUCACAGAAGAAGUUGAAAAAAAAAACAAAAAAACCCAUUCCAACAGAAAUUACAAAAAAAAUGUAUGUUUUUUGCUUUGUUGCCGCGUUAAUUGAAAAAAGCAAUUUUAUUAAUUUAAUAUCCAAAUGAUAAAGAAGAAAAAAACAUCUCCAUAACCGGGAAAUAUAAAUAAAAAUGAGCUCGUCCCGUGGUGCAUUGUUUCGAGAAAUUCAUAAAAAUAGUUGGCUCAAACGUUUAACAACUGAUGGUAAAAAAAUUACAAUUGGUCCCAAGAAAUCCGAUAGAAGUUGGGUUGUAUUUUGUGUACACGACGAUACAGAAGCUCUUUUAGAAGGCUAUGCAGAACCAAGGCUUGCACCUUCGCAUAAUCCUGAGUGGGUGGUCUCAAUGCAAGAUACGCAACAUAUAUCGCACGCGCUCAUACCAAAUUCACAUGAAUUUGAAUUCGUUGUCACUUUGAGUAAUGAAGUUGUGCGUUUUCACGCAAUGUCAUGGGAAGUUAUGCAGGAAUGGGUUGAAACGUUGCGUUCAAAACUUCGUGAAAUGAAAAUAAUUUCACCACGAGAAAAUCUCUACACAAAACUGCCAGAAGUACGUGCACCAUUGCUGCCAACCAGAGAUCCAACAUCUCCACUACCUGCUACACCUCCAGUUCCAGCAGCUAUUGUACCAGGUGUUGAGCGAGUUGUGCCAUCGAUAUCAUCUUCAUCGACUUCUGUUUCUACCACAACAGCAUCUGUAGUUAUUGCCACCACAUCAUCAUCAUCUUCUAAUGUAGCAGCAGCUCCAUCAACAUCAACUACAACAUCUUUGCAAGACAUUCCAAGAAAUUCCACAACAUCAUCAGCAACUUCUUCCACAUCUACAAUCACAAACACAAGCAAUGUCUCAGUUGUAGUUCCAUCAACAUCGGCAUGUCUAACAUCAAUGUCAAACACUCUAACUCAGAAUUUAUUAAAUAUGCUCUCGGACCCGAUAAGCAAUUACAGUGAGCAACUUAACACGGGCAAUUACAGUGGAGGCACAAGUGCCGAUGAUGACGAAGAAGACUUUUCCGAUUUGAGUGAAGAAUUUGUUAUGUGCUUAGCACGACCCAAACUUAUUCCUCAUACCAAGAUCGCUCAUGCGACUUUGUCACCCAAGAGUAGCUUAAAUGAUUCAUCGAAUCGAAGCAGCUCGAGUGAAUUACAAAAUACAAUAACCGAUGCACUAAGUGUUCGACUAGAUAUCAGUUCUUCAGCAAAUAAAGAAAAUGAUCGAAAAUCAAUGUCACCAGGACGUCAGGUCGUAAGGCCACAAACAUCGCGUUCCCUUUCCAUAUCGGAAACAACACCAGAAAUAACCACAAUCAACAAUAACAUAACCGAAUUUGAUGUUGAAAAAGACCUAGACGAUCAUCCCCCAACUGAUAAAUCUUUGUUAGAGUCUUCCUCGACGAACAUAACAAUAAUUCAAGUAUCAAAUCCGUUGCCAUCUUCCAACAAAGGACCUGAAAUCUUUAAAUUUCCCGACCCGCUUAACAAUCACGAUGAGGAAUACAAAAGCAAUGUGCAAAUUAUUCCGUCCAAUCUUAGUACAAUUCCAAUCCACACUAAAGCUGCAAUUGCUAAUCAAUAUUCAUCGCCUGCAAGAGCAUCCACAACAACUACUGUUGCUGCUACAUCUGUUAAGAAACUAAUCCCUGCACCCUCUUCACAUUUGGAAAAUCAUACAAUAACAACUGUAAGAGUGACAGCAGGAAGUAGCACUAGCACAAGUAAUGCCUAUGGGUCAGUAUGUCCCAGCAGCUCAUCGUCUCAAACUCCAAAAUUGUCAAAGAAAAUCAUAUUGACUACAAAUACUUCUGGGGUUACCAAUAUUGCAGUCAAUAACGAUGUCCAACAGAAGACCGCUCACUAUGAAAAGGUUUUCCUUACCUCAACUGUUCCCAUAUCAACACCGAUUCUAUGUGAAAAUCUAAACGUUAGCCAAUUGGCUGCUUCAAUUAAUUCACCCAAAAUGUCACGAGUCAAGAAUACGGCUAGUCAAUCCGGAAUUCCUCCUCCAUCUGCAACAUCAUCGCCAAUACAUUCAGCUGGACUGAAGAAAAAACCAAUAAUUACUGCUGAAUCAAAUCGGAUGAGUAUCGCAACACAAACUACAUCUUCUACCACUGGCGUGAGCAGUAAUGGUGGUGGACAGCAGCCAUCCACAUCGACUGCCUCUCCGUUGCAUGUUACGAGAAAUCCCAAGUCCAGUCCAGCAAUGCAUAGAAAACGAUUGCUGCAGGAUGGCCGAGAGAAUUGUCCACCUUCGGCUCUGGCAAACCGACCCUUCCUUACACGAGGACUUACCGAAGCUGUGAUAACUGCACGACCUAGUCGUAAAGACAUGAAUAGACCUUCACACCUCAAAGGCAAUCAACUUUCAAAUAAUAAUGGCGAAGCACAUUCAGCAGUCGAACGCACUCGUUCCGAGUCCUUGGAGCAACGCAGACGCAGUUCUUCGACAUCGGAUGCCCCAUCGCCACGGCCACGAACAAAUAAUAAUGAGCCUCGUGCUUCGACACGUAUGCAACAGCCACCGCAACCAUUUCGGUUGGCACACGAGAAUGCUCUUAAUGCUCAAUCUUCAAAACGCAUGACCCUGCGUGAACAACAAGUGCUUCAGUUACGUCGUGAGAUUAUGCACCCGGGUGGGGUGAGAUUGCAAUUAAGACGAAAGGACUGCAUCGGGUCUAUAGCAUGGGUCGAUGCAUUUGGGGCAGUUUGGGUUGCUGGCUGGAAACAAAAAGAGCAUCCGGUGCUAUACAAUGCUCUUCAUAUUGGUGAUCAACUUAUAUCAAUCGCUGGAAUAACAAUUAGUUCAGCAAGUGAAGCAAAUAAAGUGAUUCGUAACACAAAUACUCUUUUUCUGGAAGUUUUAAUACGGCGAGUGCCAUUUGGACGUGGGUAUGCAAUACGUAGGGAACGCGACGGCCAAUGCUUGGGUUUAAUUCGCGAUGGUAACACCUCGACAAUUGUAGAUGUUGUGCCCAAUAGUUUGGCUGCUCGUCAUGGUCUUCCACCGAAGACUCAAUCAUGUGAUGGUACAACUCUAACAUUUUGGGUGCUAACCGAAAUCAACGGCCGACCAUUGAAUUUAUUUUUUAAAGAAAACGAAAUUCGUGACAGACUUAAUUGUAUUGGUCGUGAUAUAUCUAUUCUCGUUCAACCAUCCGAUCUAAUCACAAAACUUAAAAAGCAACUUAAAUCUUUACGUAGUCAUAAGGAUUACAUAGUGCAGUAAAAAAAAAGGAUUUAAAAAUAUCCUAACCAUUUAUGCCUCCCUGCCCGGGUGCGGGUCCGUCCAGGGGACAGAAAAAAUCUUCUCACAAACACACAUGCGCAUGAUGUACAUUAUAUAAACAAAACAAACAAACAAACAAACAUUCCACAAAAAAUGACUUAAUUUUUUUUUUUUUUUUUUUCUCUACACACGACUUAGUAUGCAUUUUACAUACCAUAUUCAUAUUUUACAUACAUAUUAUAUAUUUUUAUAUAACAACAACUCUACUAAUAGUGGCAACUAUAAAAAUUGUAUAAUUAGAAGAAUUGUAUUAUUUUUUUAUAUCAAACUAGUAAAUAUAAAUAUAUUAUACUACAAAAAAUAUAACAAAUAUAAAAAACAAAAUCAUAUACAUAAUCGAAUGAAAUGAAAUGAAAAUUUAUAUUUUGCUACAAGGAAUUGUAUGGAUAUAAAAACAAAAAGAAAAACUUUUGAUACUUAAA